CAUAUCAAUCAAUAGAAAAACCACGUAAACAUCAAUCUAGUUAUCUAGUAUAUUCUAGAAAAGAAAUUAUUGAUUGGCUGAAGUAUUUUAUGACGUCAUUUGAAGUAUAAAAGCUGUAAUUUAGUUCGCCAUUUUGUUAUUUCAAAUUUACACAGCAGCGUUUAAUAAGUAAGUCAAGAAGUGAAGAAGUUAGUGUUCUAGAAAUUAGAAAUACAGAUUAAUUUUUUUCCUUUGUGUUAUUGAAAGCUACAAAUAAAAUAAUGCAGAUCUUUGUAAAAACACUCACUGGUAAAACCAUCACCCUCGAGGUUGAACCAUCAGAUACUAUCGAGAAUGUCAAAGCUAAAAUUCAAGAUAAGGAGGGGGAUUCCACCAGAUCAACAAAGAUUAAUUUUUGCUGGAAAGCAGUUGGAAGAUGGCCGUACUCUCUCAGACUACAAUAUUCAAAAAGAAUCAACCCUCCACUUGGUACUUCGUCUUAGAGGAGGUAUGCAAAUUUUUGUUAAAACUUUAACUGGAAAGACCAUUACCCUCGAAGUAGAAGCUUCAGACACUAUUGAAAAUGUCAAAGCCAAAAUUCAAGACAAAGAAGGUAUUCCACCAGAUCAACAAAGAUUAAUUUUUGCUGGAAAGCAGUUAGAAGAUGGCCGUACUCUCUCAGACUACAAUAUUCAAAAAGAAUCAACCCUCCACUUGGUACUUCGUCUUAGAGGAGGUAUGCAAAUUUUUGUUAAAACUUUAACUGGAAAAACCAUUACCCUUGAAGUAGAACUUCAGAUACUAUUGAAAAUGUCAAAGCCAAAAUUCAAGACAAAGAAGGUAUUCCACCAGAUCAACAAAGAUUAAUUUUUGCUGGAAAGCAGUUAGAAGAUGGCCGUACUCUCUCAGACUACAACAUUCAAAAAGAAUCAACUCUCCACUUGGUACUUCGUCUUAGAGGAGGUAUGCAAAUUUUUGUUAAAACUUUAACUGGAAAAACCAUUACCCUUGAAGUAGAACCUUCAGAUACUAUUGAAAAUGUCAAAGCCAAAAUUCAAGACAAAGAAGGUAUUCCACCAGAUCAACAAAGAUUAAUUUUUGCUGGAAAGCAGUUGGAAGAUGGCCGUACUCUCUCAGACUACAACAUUCAAAAAGAAUCAACUCUCCACUUGGUACUUCGUCUUAGAGGAGGUAUGCAAAUUUUUGUUAAAACUUUAACUGGAAAAACCAUUACCCUUGAAGUAGAACCUUCAGAUACUAUUGAAAAUGUCAAAGCCAAAAUUCAAGACAAAGAAGGUAUUCCACCAGAUCAACAAAGAUUAAUUUUUGCUGGAAAGCAGUUGGAAGAUGGCCGUACUCUCUCAGACUACAACAUUCAAAAAGAAUCAACUCUCCACUUGGUACUUCGUCUUAGAGGAGGUAUGCAAAUUUUUGUUAAAACUUUAACUGGAAAGACCAUUACCCUCGAAGUAGAAGCUUCAGACACUAUUGAAAAUGUCAAAGCCAAAAUUCAAGACAAAGAAGGUAUUCCACCAGAUCAACAAAGAUUAAUUUUUGCUGGAAAGCAGUUAGAAGAUGGCCGUACUCUCUCAGACUACAAUAUUCAAAAAGAAUCAACCCUCCACUUGGUACUUCGUCUUAGAGGAGGUAUGCAAAUUUUUGUUAAAACUUUAACUGGAAAAACCAUUACCCUUGAAGUAGAACCUUCAGAUACUAUUGAAAAUGUCAAAGCCAAAAUUCAAGACAAAGAAGGUAUUCCACCAGAUCAACAAAGAUUAAUUUUUGCUGGAAAGCAGUUAGAAGAUGGCCGUACUCUCUCAGACUACAACAUUCAAAAAGAAUCAACUCUCCACUUGGUACUUCGUCUUAGAGGAGGUAUGCAAAUUUUUGUUAAAACUUUAACUGGAAAAACCAUUACCCUUGAAGUAGAACCUUCAGAUACUAUUGAAAAUGUCAAAGCCAAAAUUCAAGACAAAGAAGGUAUUCCACCAGAUCAACAAAGAUUAAUUUUUGCUGGAAAGCAGUUGGAAGAUGGCCGUACUCUCUCAGACUACAACAUUCAAAAAGAAUCAACUCUCCACUUGGUACUUCGUCUUAGAGGAGGUAUGCAAAUUUUUGUUAAAACUUUAACUGGAAAAACCAUUACCCUUGAAGUAGAACCUUCAGAUACUAUUGAAAAUGUCAAAGCCAAAAUUCAAGACAAAGAAGGUAUUCCACCAGAUCAACAAAGAUUAAUUUUUGCUGGAAAGCAGUUGGAAGAUGGCCGUACUCUCUCAGACUACAACAUUCAAAAAGAAUCAACUCUCCACUUGGUACUUCGUCUUAGAGGAGGUAUGCAAAUUUUUGUUAAAACUUUAACUGGAAAGACCAUUACCCUUGAAGUAGAAGCUUCAGGACACUAUUGAAAAUGUCAAAGCCAAAAUUCAAGACAAAGAAGGUAUUCCACCAGAUCAACAAAGAUUAAUUUUGCUGGAAAGCAGUUGGAAGAUGGCCGUACUCUCUCAGACUACAACAUUCAAAAAGAAUCAACUCUCCACUUGGUACUUCGUCUUAGAGGAGGUAUGCAAAUUUUUGUUAAAACUUUAACUGGAAAAACCAUUACCCUUGAAGUAGAACCUUCAGAUACUAUUGAAAAUGUCAAAGCCAAAAUUCAAGACAAAGAAGGUAUUCCACCAGAUCAACAAAGAUUAAUUUUUGCUGGAAAGCAGUUGGAAGAUGGCCGUACUCUCUCAGACUACAACAUUCAAAAAGAAUCAACUCUCCACUUGGUACUUCGCCUUAGAGGAGGUAUGCAAAUUUUUGUUAAAACUUUAACUGGAAAGACCAUUACCCUUGAAGUAGAAGCUUCAGACACUAUUGAAAAUGUCAAAGCAAAAUUCAAGACAAAGAAGGUAUUCCACCAGAUCAACAAAGAUUAAUUUUUGCUGGAAAGCAGUUAGAAGAUGGCCGUACUCUCUCAGACUACAACAUUCAAAAAGAGUCUACCCUUCAUUUGGUACUUCGUUUAAGAGGAGGAAAAUUAUAUUGGUGAAAUUAAGCUGAUUUUUAUAUUUUUAAUAAAUAAAUUAUAAUCUA
Molecule: messenger RNA, 3054 nt
Organism: Diabrotica balteata
Lineage: Eukaryota; Metazoa; Arthropoda; Insecta; Coleoptera; Chrysomelidae
Source: the annotation of a GenBank genome assembly